Chaetura pelagica (chimney swift) is the source of this 714-nucleotide messenger RNA. Its product is annotated as bone morphogenetic protein 7-like. Gene Ontology annotation, molecular function: cytokine activity. Gene Ontology annotation, biological process: SMAD protein signal transduction. Gene Ontology annotation, cellular component: extracellular region. The transcript is spliced from 5 exons. The record is from RefSeq and is a predicted model, not a curated record. NCBI's taxonomy places the organism in Eukaryota, Metazoa, Chordata, Aves, Apodiformes, Apodidae. The annotation marks the transcript as partial.
CCCGACGUCCUACCCCAUAAGAAGCCACCCCAGUUCAUGGUGGAUCUCUUCAACAAGGUGGCCGACGCCAACGGCAUCACCCGCGCCCCGGGGCUGCUGGAGGGGGACGUGGUGCGCAGCUUCGAGGACCGAGUGCACGUGGACCAGCACCUCUUCUACUUCGACAUCAGCGCGAUGGAGAGGGGAGAGCAGAUGCUGAAAGCGGAGUUCAGGGUCUUCAAGCUGAAGAGGACACACAUGUCUGGAAGGUCCGACGUGAAACACUUUUGCAGAGUGGAAGUGUAUGAGCUCUUAGAGAGUGGAGGUAAUCCACAAAAAAAACAUCUAAUUGCAUCAAGAUUAUUGUCCCUGUACACAGAAGGCUGGGAAGUAUUCAAUGUCACGCAGACAGUUUCCAAGUGGGUUGGAAAUAGCAGCUCCAACCAUGGAUUUUUGAUAACUACAACACAUGUAUUCAACGAUAGAAUUGAGCACAACUUGGUUAAGUUUGCCAAGAGCCUGGGCACUUCGCAGGAGAGUAGAAAUGCUCUCCUUGUCCUCUUCACUAACAGUAACAAACGGAGGUCCUCCAGCUUUGUAGCCUCUUCCACAAGUUUGAAGCUCAGCUUAGUCACUGAUCACUUUGCUUGGAUAGCUCUUGCCAGUGGGUCACCCAACAUCUUUGUCACCUCUGUCCUCAAAGAACCUGUCUUUGCAGGAAAUACUAAUGUAUAA